Molecule: messenger RNA, 1692 nt
Organism: Perca flavescens (yellow perch)
Lineage: Eukaryota; Metazoa; Chordata; Actinopteri; Perciformes; Percidae
Gene: xkr7a
Product: XK related 7a
Exons: 3
Coding region: 1-1692 (563 amino acids)
Biological process (GO): engulfment of apoptotic cell; phosphatidylserine exposure on apoptotic cell surface; apoptotic process involved in development
Cellular component (GO): plasma membrane
Source: RefSeq, a predicted model, not a curated record
AUGGCCGCGAAAUCUGAUGGUGCACCCGUCUCUCUACGAAACGAAAUCCCACCCGAGUGUCCCUCCAGGUCGGACCCGCGGCCUCCCCAGCACCGUCUUGCCGAGCAGCGCUACUCCCUGCCGGACUGCUGUUGGACGCUGUGCGCCCUUUUGGUGUUCUUCUCGGACGGGGCCUCAGACCUGUGGCUGGCCGCUGACUACUACCUAAGGAGGGACUACUGGUGCUUUGCACUGACUCUGGUCUUUGUGAUAGUCCCGUCCGUGGUCGUGCAAGUGCUGAGCUUCCGAUGGUUCGCCUACGAUUUCUCGGAAACCGUCGAGAGCGGCACGGCUGCGGCCGCCGUGGUAGCGGCGUCGGGAGCGGAGGAGAGCGACUUCAGCACCAAGGACAGCGGCGAGCGGGGCGCUGGCCGCUCUGCCGCGGCCGGGGUGCUGCCAGGGCCGGGCACCGGGGGAGGAGCCCAGGGCUGCUGUAGAGCCUUCAUGUGGUUCUUCCAGGCCAUCAUUCACAUCUUUCAGCUGGCACAGGUCUGGAGGUAUGUCCACGCCCUGUAUUUGGGCGUGAUGAGCCGCUGGCACAGAGACCCCGAGCGCCGUCACUACUACUGGUGCAUGAUGUUUGCGAGCGCUGAUAUCAGCAUGCUGCGUCUGCUCGAGUCCUUCCUGAAGAGCGCCCCUCAGCUUGUACUGCAGCUCAGCAUUAUGAUCCAGGCCAGUCAGGUGCUGCCCCUUCAGGGGCUUUCAGCUUCUGCCUCACUGAUAUCCCUCGCCUGGAUGGUCGCAUCCUAUCAGAAAGUCCUGAGGGACUCCCGAGACGAUAAGCUACCUAUGACCUACAAGGCCGUCAUAGUUCAGAUUCUGUGGCACCUGUUCACCAUCGGCGCCCGCACCCUGGCCUUCGCCCUUUUUGCCUCCGUGUUUCAGCUUUACUUUGGUAUCUUCAUCGUGGCCCACUGGUGCAUCAUGACGUUUUGGAUCAUUCAAGGCGAAACGGACUUCUGCAUGUCCAAAUGGGAGGAGAUCAUCUAUAACAUGAUGGUGGGCAUUGUGUAUGUUUUCUGCUGGUUCAGUGUGAGAGAGGGGCGCACUCGCUGCAGGAUGCUCAUCUACAGCCUGACUGUGUUCAUUGAGAACGUGGCGCUCACCACUGCCUGGUAUUUGUACCGCAGCCCUCGUACCUCAGACUUCUACGCCGUCAUCAUGGUGUGCGUGGUGGCCAGCAGCUACGCUCUGGGCACCUUCUUCAUGUUUGUGUAUUACUGUCUGCUGCACCCUGAUGGCCCAGUCUCAGGGUGGGGUUAUAUUGUGGAGAAGGAGGUGCCUGUGGAGUUGCUGGCCUCCCCAGCUACCAGCCUCCCCCCUGACGUGGUGAGCAGCCCCCCCAGGACCCUUCAGAGAACUAAAGGGUCAGAAAGAGAGCAGGGGUCUGGGGUAGAUGGAGACGUGUUUCAGGUACGACCACCUCGGGGAGCUCAGGCCCCAGUGCCCAACCUCACACCCAGGACAGAGGGGCCUGUCAUCCGAAUAGACCUGCCCAGGAAGAAGUACCCCGCCUGGGAUGCUCACUUCAUUGACCGCCGGCUACGUAAAACCAUCCUGGUGCUCGAAAGCGGCGCCCCAGUCACGCCAAGGAUUCAGUACCGCUGUCUGGGCACACCCAAAGAAGUGAUGGAGUACGAGACCACCGUGUGA